Messenger RNA from Tachysurus fulvidraco (yellow catfish), 4457 nucleotides. It is a transcript of the gene esyt2a, whose product is annotated as extended synaptotagmin-like protein 2a. The record is from RefSeq and is a predicted model, not a curated record. Lineage: Eukaryota; Metazoa; Chordata; Actinopteri; Siluriformes; Bagridae. Gene Ontology annotation, biological process: lipid transport. Gene Ontology annotation, molecular function: lipid binding. The transcript is spliced from 23 exons. The coding region runs from base 484 to 3204 and encodes 906 amino acids.
GCGCUCGUGUGUAACUCGGUCUCCGGCCCUAUUACUCACUCUUCCACCUAACACUCGUGUUUUUGUAUAAUGAGACGGGGUUGGUCCUCUCACGUGUCGUUUGGGCGUGUGCACAAUGUUGGUGUGUGUUCGCCUGUGGCAGGACGUGUAGAGAGCGACGCCAUGCUGCUAGAGCGCGCGCUUCCGUGCGAAAGGCAGAUGUGAAUGUGGAUGUAGGUCACUUACUGAGACGUGGCAAAGCGCUCAGCUCCGCGAAAAUGGCAGCCGAAAGUUUGUAACAUUGAAUAAGUAAGUAGGUGAAAAUUUAAGCCCUUCCCUUGUAGUCAAGGUCAGCGGAGGGACGCUGCGUAGUUUAAAAAGCAGCCGAAAGUGAUUUAAUCAUCUGCAGUCUCAGGAAGUGCCGGUCGUUAUGAGCACGGAAUAGUUUCCCAGGUCGUGUUCACUUCAACUAACUUGUUCUUUACGUUAACAUACUGAUUGUUAAUGGCUACAAUGGCAAAUGGAUCGGAUCCCAAACGGACCGGAGCUCAGGAUCCGAACCCGAACCCACAGACACCAAGAACCAAGUCGGAGUCACUUUCGGACCUGGAGCCGUACAGCGAGCCGCAGACCGCCGUCACAGACGCCAAAAACACCGGGCUUAAAUUCGCCAAGUCGUUCCUGCUGGUUUUCCCCGUUUAUGUACUGGGUUACUUAGGGUUCAGUUUCAGUUGGAUUCUCAUCUCACUGGCUGUGCUGUUUUGGCUCAGACGGAACCAGGGGACGAGGUUUUCAGGAGUAAACAAAGCACUGGCCUUUUUAGAGCAUGAAGAGCAAGAAGUGAAACAAACUUUACCAACUUCUGAGCUGCCGACAUGGGUUCAUUUUCCUGAUGUGGAGAGAGUGGAAUGGCUCAAUAAGACAGUUCAUCAAAUGUGGCCAUAUAUUUGUCAGUUUGUCGAGAAACUCUUCCGUGAGACCAUCGAGCCUUCCAUCAAAGGAGCCAAUGCUCAUCUCAGCUCCUUCUGCUUCUCCAAGAUUGACAUGGGGGACAAGGCCCUGAGAGUGAAUGGAGUGAAGGUUUACACUGAGAAUGUAGACAAACGACAGAUUAUCAUGGACCUACAAAUCAGCUUUGUUGGAAACACAGAGAUCGAUGUGGAGAUUAAGAAAUAUUACUGCAGAGCAGGCAUCAACAGUAUCCAGCUUCAUGGGAUGUUGAGAGUCAUCAUGGAGCCGCUGCUGGGAGACAUGCCUCUGAUUGGAGAACUAUCUGUUUUCUUCCUCAAAAAACCUCUGCUGGAUAUUAACUGGACAGGUCUGACUAACAUGCUCGACAUCCCUGGACUGAAUGGACUGUGUGAUGGUGUGAUUGAGGACAUUAUUUGCAGUAACCUGGUGCUUCCUCAGAGAAUCACCAUUCCACUGGUGGGAAAAGCACAACUGGCCAAAUUACGCUUCCCAAUGCCAAAGGGUGUUUUGCGAAUACAUUUUCUAGAAGCCCAGGAUCUGUUGGCUAAAGACACAUAUCUGGGUGGUCUGAUCAAAGGAAAGUCUGAUCCAUACGGUGUCAUUAAGAUUGCCAAUCAGCUUUUCCAGAGCAAGGUCAUCAAGGACUGCUUGAAUCCCAAAUGGAAUGAAGUAUAUGAGGCAUUUGUGCAUGAUGGUUCAGGACAGAGUUUGGAAAUUGAGUUGUUUGAUGAAGACCCUGAUGAGGAUGACUUCCUUGGCAGGCUUACAAUUGACCUGAAUGAGUUGGAGAAGGAGCAGAAAGUUGAUGAGUGGUUUAUGCUGGAAGAGGUGACAGCAGGGAAACUACACUUAAAGCUCGAAUGGCUCUCACUUCUCGACACACCAGAGAAGCUGGACCAGGUGUUGAGCAGUAUUAGGGCAGAUAAAGGCCAAGCGAAUGAUGGGCUCUCCUCUGCACUACUGCUUGUACACCUGGACUCUGCUAAGAACCUGCCUAGUGUGUUUGAAGGCAAUCUGUCCGGUGGCUGUCUGAAGGAGCGUCGCUCUGCUGGGUUUGUGUUCUGUGAGAACACAGCAACACUAUACAGAACUCUGUUUUCUGCGAAGAAGGUCACCAGUGAUCCCAGUCCUUUGGUCCAGUUUAAAGUUGGACACACAGUUUUCGAGAGUAAGACACGUUAUAAAACCAAUGAGCCUGUUUGGGAGGAGGCCUUCACAUUCCUAAUACAUAACCCAAAGAGUCAGGACCUAGAAGUAGAGGUAAAAGACGAGAAGCAUGAGUGCACGCUGGGGAGUUUGUCUCUCCCUUUGACUCAGCUGCUGCAGGCUGAGCAGAUGACCCUCAGUCAGAAAUUCUCACUGAAGAGUGCAGGACCCAGUGCUACUCUCAAAAUGAAGAUUGCUCUUAGGGUUCUUAUGUUGGAAAAGUUGUCAGUUUCAGACCAGCCAUCAUCUGCGCAGGUUCACAGAAGUUCUAUUGUCAUUCCAAGUGCAUCAAAUUCCAAUGCCAAUUCCAAAAGUUCGAAGAACACCCUGAAAACCUCAGGUUCAGGUGUCAACUCCAAACCUUCUUCACAGCUCCCAAAUGUUUCUCAAAAUCAGUCGGUCCCUGACCUCCAAAGGUUGAGUGAGUCCACCUCUAACAGUGCAUUGGAGGACUCACCUGUUCGUCUAUCCAAUGCAAGAAGGAGUACAUCUAACUUGGCAAUUUCAGGCUCCCAGAUGAACCUGAACAACAAAGAGCCAACACCGAGCAUUGCCUCUGAUAUCUCCCACCCGUAUGCUUCCCAGGAGCUACAGCAAAGAAUCAAAGAUCUGCAUAAUGGUUCCACUCCUGGUCAUUUUCCCCUGGGAGAGAUUGAGCUGACGAUAAGACACAGCUCCCAGCGGAACAAACUUAUAGUAGUGGUACAUUGCUGCAGGAAUCUGAUAUCAUUCACAGAUAGCGGUUCUGACCCUUACGUGCGAUUGUAUCUGCUCCCGGAUAAGCGGCGAUCAGGACGUAGAAAAACAAACACCAUCAAGAAAAACCUCAACCCAGUCUUUGACCAAACAUUUGAGUUCAGUGUGUCACUGGUGGAGUUACACAGGAGAACUUUGGACGUAGCAGUGAAAAAUGGAGGAGGACUUCUGUCGAAAUACAAGGGUCUUCUGGGCAAGGUGUAUGUGGAUUGUGGAUCAGACAACGUAUCAAAGAGCUGGACACAAUGGUAUGAACUGAGUGAGGAUGGACAGAGAAAACCAUCCGUAUAAUCAGAACACUCUGUUUUGUACCGCUGGCCAAAAAUCAGGACUCCCUGCAUGGAAUCCCCUGCACAGACGACAAACGUCAGCCAUGUUUAAAUGGAAUUUUAAUGAACAGACAUAUUCUCUAUAUAUAAUAUGUAGAAUAUUCAUUUUAAUCAAGCUCAUUUUUAUUUAGAUGCCCAGCUAAAGGAAUAUAAUGCUUUGAAAUCUGAUUUCAUAAAUGCAUCUGCUGAGGUUACUUCAUAGUCUCAUGGUUUAAAUUGUGCAAUAGGAAGAUUUGUGCGCGCACGCGUGCGUGUGUGUGUGAGCGCCUGUGUGCGUGUGUGUGUGAGCGCGUGUGUGUGUGUGUGUUUGUAAGAAAGAUGAAAAAUUAACAAUUACAAAUCAAAUAAACAUACAGAAUAUUACUUUUUUUUACUAGAAGUCACAACCGUGUGUGUGUGUGUGUGUGUGUGUGUAUUCAUGCAUAAGUGCGUUCAGUCCUAAACUAAUAAUGAACCUAUACUGUGCACUAGUAUGACCUAGCUGUAUGACAUUUUGCACUCGCAAAGGUGUUUUGGUUUUGGGGAAACAGAUGGGAAGUUUUUGUUGUUUGUUUUAUUGUUUUAAUAUUUACCGUGAUGUAUAUACUUACUGCUUAUUUGCAAAUGUCUUUCUAAAAUAUUGUAAGGCUGUAUAGACGCAAACCAAAGCAUAGUCUCUCCUGCUGGUUACUGCUGUCCCUUUAAGUCCUCUGAAAUGAAGUUUGUAGUAGACCAUGAAUAUUCCCAUUUUGUUGUCUUUUUAUAAAUAAGGGAUCAUCAGUAAAAAAAAAAAAAGUAAUAACAAAAUUCUGUUGACAUUCUUCUGUGUGAUGACCUUUUCUUUCAGGGUUGUAUGUUUGUAUAUGUAUAUAGUUUGUGCCUUAGCCCUGCUUGGGUGUAUCAGGGGCAACUACAUGCCCCCGCAAAUGUGUGGCAACACUUUUAUUAACUAGAUAUUGUUGUAAGCCAUAUUGUUAACAAUAAGUAAGUAAGUUUAGACAACUCUUGGUCAACACUUGAUGAAUGUUUUGAUAGCCAAAUAAUGCAUAGCAUCUUCCAUUCUGUCAGUUUCAUUGUUUAUACACACCAAAUCUAUCACUAGUCACCGACUCAUUAGAAGUUAACAGUUAAAACACUAGCAGCAAAUCACCCAGCAUUAGCUAGCUUCAGCAGACAUGUGGCGUUUACUGCAGCAUUAAUGACACUGAAACUCAAUAAACAUAAAACUAUCAUAAA